This is a messenger RNA of Porites evermanni, 13747 nucleotides long. Lineage: Eukaryota; Metazoa; Cnidaria; Anthozoa; Scleractinia; Poritidae. The record is from the annotation of a GenBank genome assembly.
CAAUCUUUAGAGAUUAAAAGGCAACCAGGAGUUAUUAUUGAGCGAUGGGAUGGAAUCGAUGGCUAUCUGAUUAAAAAACUACUGGAAAAUCCACGUUUUCCUGACAUGCCAACAUAUGUCUCUGCAUCACCGACGUUUGAGGAACCACGAGACUGGGGGAACAAUUAUGGAUCGCGAAUCAGGGGUUACUUUGUGCCUAAACAAACUGGACCACACGUAUUCUUCAUAGGUAUUACAAUUGCAAACAAUAAACAGUUAGAUUACGCUGUAAAAUAGGUAUGACGAUGAUGAUUAAAAUUUUUACUAUAAGAAGAGUAUGAUUAUAAUAGCAAUAAUAGAAUUAAAUAUUUAUUAUUAUUGUUAUUAUUAUUAUUAUUGUUCUAUUACAAUUAACGUGGACUGUGGUAAAAUCCCAUAAUAUACAGUUUGACCUGAUUAAGAGGCCAUCCGGCCCUCGGGUUACCGGCAACUGGCCGCUCAAUAGAGGUUCGUCAAAAAUCAGCAUAAUCUUAAGCAGAAACAUCACUUUAUUUUGAAACAAACGCGCCACGGAAGAAACAUUACUGUUCCACAAUGAAUCAUCAGUUUCUAUCUCGGCCUGUAUUUUCCUUCUUCACAUUCUUAAAUGAAGCCAAACUAAGAGUUUCAAGCGGCUGAUGGCUUCUUGAUAGAGGUGACAACAAUGGCAGAACUCUCGUUAGGACGGCUAACAGGUGGCCGAUUCAUAGAGGUUUAAUUUCCCAUUCUUGGCUACAGUUAUUUCGGGACUUUGAUUACUGGCUGCUUAAUAGAGGUUGGCCGCUUAAUAAAGCUUCAAAUGUAGUUGCUUUUUGGUAACAUUACAUUUGUGUGCAUUUUCUCGUUUUGUGUUAUUGAUUUUACUUUUUCCUUUACAUUUUCUUCAAGAAAGCGAUAAUGAAGGCCAGCUAUUUCUCAGUACCACACUUGACCCAGACAAAAAGAUAUUAAUCUGCAAAGUUCAAAAAGACCACGAGUCACUACCGCUGCAGUUCAAAAAGUAAGACGUCCAGCCUGGCUUUUUAGUAUAAAGGGACCUCUCUAGUUUCUUUCUCUUUUUUAUUUUCCUCUUUUUUUCCAUUUAGCGUUUUACCAGUAGGCGUAAAACUGGCAAACGAAGCUUGACAUAAAUUUGCAUCAUAAACAUAGUUUGAAUAAAUGAAGUUGAUAUAACAAAAUCAUGUCAAAACAGUCAUUUAUGAUGAAGCUUCUUUUACAGUCGAACCAGGUCAAGCGUACCCUUAAGAUCCCAUUAAUGAAUUUAUUAUGCGAAAGUUGAACCCGUAAUGAGCCGUGAAUUCACACGCGAGGAAGUUAUGAAAUUUCUACCAGGUCAGUUUCGCUCAUUUGAUGUAAAAAUGUCUUCGAAGCAAUUUUAUCCAUUCAAAGAUUUUCAAUCUGACCAAAUACAGAGAAGUUCUAGUAAAAUACUCACUGCUCAUAACGCAUGCAGGAAUGCCAAUUUGAAUUUGACACUAGUUACGGGAAGGACUAACGGAUUUAUUUUUCAACUAAUCAGUUCAUUAAUACAAUCUUGGGGGAACUCUUAGCCUGUGCCUUGACUGUAAUUAGAGUUAAAUGCUCCCUCUUCAAAAUAGAUAAAAGCAUUUGCCCCAUUUUGAAUCGUCUACUUGCUGAGUUACAUUCCUUGUACAUUAUUGCAUGCAAUAUGGAGGUUGCAAACACACGCAUUGCAUGCACUUAGAAAGUUAAUUUGAAUAAAUCAGGGAGUUGAUUUCGAAUUUCUGGACUGUUAAGGUACCCCGAACAGAAGUCUUACCCAAUCAGCUUGAUAAAAGGUUCUUAUUACUACAUCGAGGCACUUCAUAAGGAACAGUAUGGCAAUGAUUCCUUGGCAGCCGCCGUACAAACCCCCGAUAACAAAACCUAUGCACCCAUCCCUUCCCAGUUCCUGUGGACGGCCUCGCCUACUGAAAACUCAGGUAUGCACCCCAUAGAACUAACCGUGUUUCUGUCGAUACCAAAGAACAAUUUAGUACUUAAAGCAUUAAUAACUUUAUCUGAGGAAACCGAUAAUACAUAACCAACACUCUACACGCAACUUUCCCAGGAAUUUCAAGUAGACAAGCAGGCAUGGAUUGUAGCUCCAUAUUUUUCUUGUUUUCGCUUUAAUGAAGAAAUGUAAUACGUUAUAAUAAAUAUUGUGCGGAAAUAACCCAAGCAAUUUAUCCUUACACUACAACGAUUCCAUUUUUGCCAAAAUCUUACUUGUGGAAGCAAAGUUUUGUCAGUUAACUCAGUCACAAGUCUUACCUUUCGUUCUUCCUGACUAAUUUUACCUUCCAUUGUUUUCUUUCCAGUGAACGUUGCGAAGGGUUCAUCCUAUAUUCUCUUAAAAAUAGCAGCAAAGGCGGGAGCCAAGGCUGGUGCUUCUCUUGGGAUAGCUCAAGCCCAAAAAAGUGGAGCAGAGGCAGGGGCAGAGGCAGGUGCUGAAGCCGGUGCCAAGGCUGGAGCUGAGGCAGCAGCUCAAGCUGCAACUAAGGCUGCAACAGAAGUGGCUACCAAAACACUGAAAGAGGCCUUGCUCAAACUGACAAAACUGAGCAAACCGGUGAGUGUUACUGAUAUGACGCCGUCCUUCAAACAAGUCAUAUUUGCUAUAUUUGCCACUGUUUUCCCACUUGGAUGAAAAUUAUUUAACAAUUAAAGCGUCGUUUUUAACUUGCAGUCCCACUGGAACUGAAAACGUUAUUUUCUUAAAGGUACGGUGCUUGAUUCGUCAGCGGACUGGAAUUGUCAUCCGGAGACCAGAGUUCAAACGUUGUUCCGACCACUAGCUUACGAUUGGCUUUUUACUCACGGUCCUAAAACAGAACUCCUUGUCUUCCCUCGCAAAGAGCUAACUGGUCAGCUUCCAGCCAGUGAUGGAUAAUUUCCGGCCCUCUUUAAAAUGAUAGGGUCGGUUAUUUAAAGGAAGUCUAGCUUAGACCGUGGUUUAGAAAAUCUUUGAACCUCCAGAUCUCUCCUUAGAGAGACAAAUGCUUUUCUAGUCUACGCCAUAUGCUUUCAUAAAACUGUUCGCGAUGAAUGGUGUUAACAUAAAAGCGUUUGGCAAACUGGAAACGGCUUGGGACGCGGUUUUGUUAAACACCGCCUAAACUCCGUUUAAAUAUCUGGCCCAUAAAGUUUACUGAUUGUCUAUUUUUUUAAAUCACUGAUUUGCCCGACCCAGACAUUGUAGCCUUGCGCUUUAAACCCUGCAGAGAGUCAAUGACGGCUGUUUCUUGCUGGUUUGCACUUGACGUCACGGCGGGCAUGUUGGUGAUCAAGAACAAAUUGGCAUUUGUCUCUGCUGGGAAAUAAACUCCUUUUUCAUGUAAAUUUUCGAAAAAAAUAUCGUAUUGACCACCUACAUGGCCGCCUCGUCACGUGCUAACAAACCAAGAAUAUUUCUCAUAUUUGUGGUUCUCAGGUAUUUAAUAUCUACACGGCAAACGGAAGUGUGAUUUCUCGUCCAGUUGCCUCUUCCAAACCUGGAAGUGAAAUAGGUGCUACGACGGCAGAAGGUAAAAUUAGUGGCCAAAUUGCUCAAACUGGACAAAGGGAAGCCCACGCGGGAGUUGAAGUAGAGGCGUCAAGCCAUGUUGGCAAAAUCAGUGGUUCUUUUUCCUACAACCCAGAAAAACCAUUUUACAUUUUCCCAGGCAGCUCUUCUAACGUCCGGAUUAGAGCAACACAUCAUCAGUUUCUGGACCAACGGGGAUACGCCCGAGUAAGUAAGUUGAAAGAAAAAGCCCAAACCUAAGAUUCAGAAGGGUGGUUGGACGGAAUGCUUCGGAUCCUCUGACAUUUUCCACUCAAACAAGAAAUUUCAAAUUAAGUCAUUGAUUAGGUGCUCUGAAAUAUAAGGUUGUUCAUAGUUAAAGUUUACUAGAAAUAAAAAAAGUCUUUGACGGUGAAGAAAAUUGAAAAUGAUAAUCUGACAGUAUAUUACCUGCGUGCAGACGUUUCCUAUUUCCUUUGUUGCACGCGGAAAAGGGACGUCUGCGUAACGCCGUCGCUAAUCGUGUUCCAGCGUCCUGCUGGGUUCCCAAGAUCUUGGGAACACGCUGUGAUAGGCUGACACACAGUGCGCAUUGUUGACACAUCACAUCAUAUUUGUAAACAGUGUCUGAGAAAACUACAAAAGCGGCGUGAACUUCGCACCAGGCAGGCAUUUCGGAGAAAGCCAGCCAGAGAAACUAAAAUCUUUAUUUAGCCGUAACAAACAGAGGUCAAGAAAAUUUAAACCCUUUACAACUGCAUCUGAAAUCAAAUCCUAUCGGGAACACCCACAGAAGAAUAAACGACAGGAAAUGAUUACUCAGUAUGCAUGUAACAAACCUGCUUCAUGACCUCUAAAUGGAAGACUUAGCGCGGCAAAAAUGAGAUUUACUCAGUCAAAGGUUAAACUGCUACAUGCACUGUGUAGUGCUAGUAAUCUUCGCACGAGAGAGAAAAGAAGAAAAAUCUCUGUUCAAGCCGACUCUCAAGGUCACGUUUCGCCAGUAUCACGAGCUUAUGAUGUUUUGUUUGGCCUGUCAACUCUUAUUUCUAACCGGAUAUUGUUUCACAAUUUAUGCGAAAUAGAAUACCCUGCCAGCGGGACGCUGGAACACGAUUAGCGACGGCGUUACGCAGACGUCCCUUUUCCGCGUGCAACAAAGGAAAUAGGAGACGUCUGCACGCAGGCAAACAGUAUAUUUCUAGCGAAGAACCGAUGCAUCUGAUACCCUUCAAUAAAUUAUAUUCCUGAAUCCGCCUCUGUGAAACCUUUGCAAAAAAUUAAUUUUUGGUCUUGCAAACAGCCUGAAGAAAAUCGCUAAGCAAAUUUUAGCUAACCAAAUCGAGAUAGUCAUUUGCUUUUCGUUAUUUUCCUUUCAAAGUUCCUGGUUGUAGGUAAGUACAAAAUACAGUAUGAAUGUGGCUUUCAUCAUGUCAGGGAAAUUUAAUUGGACAAGAAAAACUGCAGCAUUCCAUCAAGGCCUUUUUAAACGGCUAAACUUGAAAAAAUGUGUAGAAGCUCUUUAACGGUAGAAUUCUUAGCUUAGAUGCAUUCUCUUUUAGUUCUGAAAAAUGCAGUACCAUCCGAAAGAAAACGUUGCGUGAUUAUAUUCUGUAAUGAGAGAGAGAGCGUCGCCUAAAAAUGAUAUUAAAUCGUUUUCACUGUAACUGUGGCGUUGUGUAGUCUUACCAUGAUAAUAUACCUGUCUUAGAUGUACGAACAGUCAAUUUUUCUAUUAUUUUGUUUUAUAACUUGAAAUCUAUCCGAUUUUUUUGUCACAGUUGUACAUGGAGGUCUGUAUGUUUUCCACUCAUUGGACGUUCCUGCAACUCAGAAUCCACUAGAAAAUCUCUGCUGGCGAAUCACUAACGGGAAACUGGAAAUGACCCAAAACUGCCAGGUUGUUUCUGUAGUUAAUGAGAUAAUAACCCAUCUGACCGUGGUUGUUAAAAGGUAUACGGUGGGUAGAGUUAGGCUUCGUGGACAGCUAUUACUUUCCCAAUGUUGAGGACUCAUCAGCAUGGUUGGAAGUCCUUUUGCAUUCAGAUUCGAUUCGUAGUACACGGCUGGAUCGAUGAUCGCUUGUUUAGGGGUAGGAAGGGAAAGUCAGGGUAAUAUCAAUGAUGAUGAUGAUUAUUAUUAUUAUUAUGAUGAUGAUGAUGGCGGUGGUGGUGGUGGUAGGGUUAACUGUAACGUCAUUGAAGAUUAAUUAACAGGUGAUUGUGCCUUAGAAAACGAUUCUCGACUCAGGAAAAUUGGAUCUAGGUCUAGUUUGACCUAGUUUCAGCGGGCUUUUGGCUUCGAACCAGAGGCCGGUUUUUGCAGGUCAGAAAGUGAUAAUUCAGUAAACUUUCUAGACUGAAAUGACACUGGUUUGAAACUUCGCGGAGUGAAUAAAAUUGCUCUAAAAUUUGCGAUCUUUCAAAUUUGGACUCGGUGAAGUGCUUCCAGGGACCACUAACUUACUGCUUGGUGUCAGUUAAAGGCUUUUCAUCGGCCUUUGAAUGAGUUUUCAUUGUUUUAAAUUGCCAAGUAGUAGAAUGAGUUGAUUUUUUCGCUAACCCAGUUUUCAAAAAUCCAGGUAUACUUAUCUUGUUGCAAUUGAUGGAUAGGUUUUCAUCGCCCACAUUCCCGGAUUUAUGAAGGGAACUGGAGAAUUUCAGACAAUAUCAUUUGAGUCAGCAUGUGCGCCUGGUCACUAUAUUCGACAAAAGAACUAUAAGUUUGUUUUGGGAACAAAAGGAGACCCAAAAUUUGGUAAGUGAAAUUCAAAGGUGCCAAACCACUUCAAACGUUUACGAUCAUUCUUUGAUUGCAAUAACGUGAGAAAUUUUGAACACCUUUUUGCCACAAUUUUUCGAAAAAGGCACGGGCAUGAUAGAGGAGAAAUUGCGCCAUCAUUUUGCUUCCUGCUCUCGACUAAGUAAUAAGCACAAAAAAAUUUCAAAAGUAAUAUUUUGUAAGGGAAUCUGGAAAACUUUUGCUCGCUGAAUCCGGAAUCUUGGGCUUUGAAAUCCGGAGUACAGCUCAAGGAAUUCGGACUCCAAAAUCCAUAGCUUAAGUCCAGAAUGCAGUACCUGGAAUCCAGAAUCAACGACGUGAAAUCCAGAUUCCAAGACUGUCUUGGAUUCCUUUACAUGGGUCUAUACUGUAAACUGUAGUAAAUAUGCUCAAUACUUUGACUCUCAGAUUUUGAUGCCAGUGCAGCCUUCCACCAGGUAUUUUCAUUACCAGGAGCAUUUCAGUUCAGCCUAAUGAGAAAGGGAUGGUAUAUUUGCCAUAGCAAGGACAAGGACUAUCACAGAGUGGAUGUAGUCACAGACUUCAACAUGGCGUCCAUGCAAUGGUUUAGGCGAUGCUCAUUUGCCUUAAGACCUAUUGAAGAUGGAGAGAAUCAAUUGAUGAAUUGUUUCAACAUGGUUACAACGCCAGAGCCUCCGGUGACUCACGCAACUUCAUCAAAACCAACCAGCCGUCCCUCAAUAAUACCAACGACAAGUCACAAGCCUAAAGGUAAUCAGCAUAAUCCUUGAUUGGUAGAAAUGAAGGCUUUUCGUAAUAGCAGAACUCACUCUUCUGGCUUUUAUUAAUAUUACCAUAAAUUGUCGCUUAUAAGCCCUUGGCUUAUACAUCUUCGUCUUAAGUUUUAGGAGGGCUUAUAAACGGAGGGCCUUUUAUCCGCGGAGGGGGUUUAUAACCGCAAAAGGCAUCAAUUUUUCAAAUGAUGCCUACACCCUGUCAAGUGCCAACACACUUCACACAGUUUAAUUAAUCGCCCCUGCCCAUUUAAGGUAAUCCAAGACAGACUUGGAUUCAGACUGGAUUCCCCGCUCUGGAUUCCAGUGGCACUUGCAUUCUAGAUUAUAACUGUUAGCGGAAUACCUAAAUCUGGAUUACCUUAAGUGGGCGAAAGUUUUAACUGUGACUGGAUGUAAGAAAAAGAUGAAAUAAUCUUAACUAGAAAAAAAUAAGCUUAAGGAUGUUGUAAGUAGUCAAACAAACAGAAUCGGAAUGGAGCCUAUGAAUUCCGGAUGACCUGUUGGACACACGUCACGAGUUUGCUCCUGUUCGAGCUACUACAAAUGAUUUUUCGAAAAAUUCUCGUUGUAAACUUUCAUUGCGUGCAGACUAGUUUUGCUGCAUACAUAAAAGUGACGCGUACGCUGCUCAUGGUUUUUUCGCUUUUUAGCGCGUUUUUGGAGUACGUAUUCAAGCCGUUCUCCAGACUGCUAACCACUUAUUUUAAGGAUAAACACAAAAUUUCCAUUGAAUUUGCUUAAUUUCAGGUCCUUGCGUAUACGUCCACUUUAUCAACACGGUUGAUAUACCCAUCAUCCUAUAUUCCAGUCUCAAACCAGAAGGUUAUUUGGUCACAGGACACGACUUAGAUCUUCAUUACGUUAUAAAAAAAGGUCGAGCGGUAGGUUUUAAAGAGAUGCGGAAGAAAUCAAGGGUUUCAGGUGAUCAAGGAGAGAAUGCUUCCAAGGUAAGAUCUGGUAAAAAAAGAUCAGUUUACUCAAAAGUAGAUACGCCAUUGUUAUUUCAAAAAUUUCACUAGGUGAACAAUAUAUGGCCGUAAAAAUACAAGGACCUAAUGUGCCAGGGUUGGGUUUACAAAGAUGAAUUGACCUCCAUUCUCAGGGUUUCCUCUCCGUCCUUACCCCUCAAGAGUGCAACAAUGCAACCGACAUUUUAUGAGCCAAAUUUUUUUUUUUUUCGCAAAAAAAGUAUCAGUCCACUGAAAACGAAAUGGAACGCUUAAGAGUGACAAAUGAUGCACGACUGGCUGCGUUCUUUGUUUUCUCGAGCCUAUUAAAGUAACGGAGAUUCCAUGUAGCUUAUUUUUAAAGUAACAUAUUAUGGAGACAGCCCUUUUUGGCCGCUACCGAAAUAGUUAUCAAUACUCUUUGCGAUAAUUUGCAGGACAUGGAUGUACCAGGAAAAAAUCAACAUCUUUACCUUGACGAGACUUCAGCCAAGCUAUUGGGAGGUCAAAUAAUUACGUUUUGGGCUAAAGAUCCAACCGGAAAACGUGAAGUCUUCAUUGAUGGAAAAAAGAUAAUAUAUGUCAUUCCCGGUCUUGACUGUGAUCCUUCUAUUGAAGUCACACUGACUUCGAGGACCAAGAAAAGUAUGGGUACUCGUUUAACAUUCCUUAGUACUUAUUUAACAACACUGUUAUGUAAUUUAGCAAGCAGACUUAAGGCUGCGUUGAAUAAUCUCCUCUAUAUACUUUUAAGACACGAUUUUAGUUUAGCGUUUUUUUUGUUUGUUUGUUUGCUUCUGUUGUUCUUUUUCUAUUGGUCUAACUGUAUUGCUCAUACUAUGGGUUAUUUAAACUUGCGCUAUAAAGAAUUAAUUUCGAUGUCCCUUUUUCUCAGGCACGUCAACAACGCAGCCAACGACCUCUACACAAUCACCACCUUCAACAACUCAUGUUACAGCAUCGCCAGUUCCUCCAACCUUCCCUCCCUCCCCUCCUCUUCCUCCUCCUCCUUCUCCGCCCUCACAACCACCUCCUCCUCCUCCACCACCUCCACCACCUACUACUACUCGACCACCACCACCACAACCUCCUCCACCACUUGAACCCCUUCCCCCUUCUCCACCUCCACCCUUUCCUCCAUCGCCUGCACCUCCUCUUCCCCCUCCCCCACCCCCUGCUUUACCUUCAACACCUACACCUUUGCCUCCUCCUAUUCCUCCUCCUUCUUAUCCUUCCUCUCCUACGCCAUGUUCUCCACGAUUACCACCAAAAUCGCCUUACACUACAACAGUGCGACCCUGUUCACCCACGAAACCAGUCAUGCCACCGCCACAACCGUCUAUCCCAACCUUACCUCCCAAAUCUCAGCCUCCCGUGCCACCACCUCCCUCGGCACCAUCCGUGACAACACCAACCACUCUACCAGUAACACUUCCAACUUGCGGUCCUAAUACAACUAGGGCCCCUUUCUUGACAACAACUAUUCGACCGUGCAAACCAACCACUAAGCCUCAAUAUACCACACUUCCACCCUGUCCUCCCAAUCCUAACAACUUUCCCCCGGGACCUAAACCUUGCAAACCUUCCCUUAGCUCUCCCUCUCCCGUUCUAACGCCAACUCCCCCUCCACUUUCUCCUCCAUCAUGUUCAUCACCAGGAAAACCUUCGACACCUGGGUUAGUCCCUUCUUGUCCUCCACCACCGCCGGUUUCUACCAAACCACCAAAAGUAGUCACAGUUACCUUACCAACACUACCUCCAGUACAAACCCCGCCUUUGAUUUCAGCUCCGGGUAAGGUUCGAUUUAUCUUAAGAAAAUUCUUAUACAUCCGCAUAAAAUUCAAAAUUCUACGUAUAUAUAUUGACGAGUUGAAAAUCUUUGUGCAUGUGGGACUUUUUCUGGAUUUUUUCUAGGCCCUUGGCGAUAGGGACUUGGUUGUGACCAAAUAUAAUUUUUAACGCUUUCUUCUUGCCUGAAUUGACCAGUAAUAAGGGUUGAAAUUAAGACAAUUGCAGGAAAUACUUUUUCAAUACUUUUUAUAUUCUCUUUCUCCUAACGAAAUAAAAUUGAUUGAUAAUAUAAUUUCACAGCAUACGAAGAACUCUCUUUAAAACACCCAUAUUACCCACUGGUUAAUUUCUUAGAGAAGUUGGUUGCUCUGAGAGUUUCAUUUCGCGUUCAAUUAAAGAAUAUCGUCCGGUAUCGUUUACAGACUCGUAUUUGAUGCUAGUUCUAGAACUUUUCUGCAGGUAAGCUCAAGAUCAAAACUUCUUAUGUCCUUUAGGGCUAGCAAGCAACCAUCAGAAAGAGCCUCUCCAGUCGAAACUUGUGAUGUAUGUGUUCGUGGCUAGUAUGUUCACGUAAUCAGUCUGAGAAAAUCCAAUCGAUCUUGAGAGCGAAAUGAGCGGCACAUUAAUUGUGUACCGUUCUGUUUUUUUUCUUACGUAGGCUGUAUGCCCACCCAUGGAGGGACUUCGCACGGUGCUUGCUGCAUGUUUCCGUUUAUCUAUAACGGAACUCUACAACACCGAUGCACAAGAGCCGAACGCGGCUAUCGCUGGUGUUCUACCACUGUUAAUUAUGACUCAGAUAAACAGUGGGGAUUCUGUACUUCCUGUUUUUUGUGCUAUGGCGGCAACUCAAAUGGGAACUGUUGUCAUUUUCCGUUCAAAUAUGGCGGGAAAAUGUAUACGACCUGCACCACUCAGGAUGAUACCAAGCCAUGGUGUGCCACCACUUACGACCACGAUGUUGAUAAACAAUGGGGUUACUGUGGAGGUGGGAAAAAGUCUCUUAAUUAACACAACAAACUGCUAUAUAGCUCCUAUAUAGCUCCUAUAAAUAUAUCACGUUAACGUCACUUCGAAGCCCUUUUACGAUGUUUCUCAGAGAACGGCGUCAUAUGAUUGUUACAUGUAAUUUAAUUUUCUUCGUGUCAUCGCGAACAGCAGCCUCUUAGGUUACUCUCACAAGGAAAAGGCUAUCCGCUAUAGUAUGGACACCCGUGCGAUAUAUGACUCUCCACUUUAGACAUCAGCGCAGCGCAGUCUCGCUGCGUCCGAAAUAGCACCAAAAUCAUCGUUACUUGUGUGAACAGAAGCCCUUAUCCGGUAAGGUUCUUGUGCUAGCGCAAAAGCUACCUGGUAUAGAGUGAACGUAGCUUCGUUGACUAAUUAACAAUUAUUCCUCGAGCCCGCAUGGGCUCUGAGUCAAUAGCCCAUGAGGCCGAAGGCCGAAUGCGCUAUGACUCAGAGGCCAUGAGGGCGAGAGGAAUAAUUGUUUUAGUAAAAUCCAGCUAGUUGUUCAGAAAUGUCGAGACAAAACAACUUUUAAUUAGCUAGUAGACUUUGAUCCUUUUUUGCCGCCAAAAAGCCGGCGUUUUUCGCUACUAGUGGGCUAUAACAUCUAGCCUAGUAGUAGCUCAAUUAAUCAGAACGCAGCAUUGAUAAUAGACCCCUAGUUGGAUUUUACUAAUUCACGUUAGUCUUGUACAAGAUAGUUUUAAAAAAACUAAAAUUAAAGAUUUAAUUAUUUUCUCUAUUUUUUCUUUGCAUUUCUCUUCGUUUACAAGAACGAUUUAUACAAAUAAUUCUCAUUUCCAUUUAGGCGAUGCCCCUGGCUCCGUUCCUCAGCCAAAGAUUACUUUCCCACCAUGCACCCCAGACUGUGAUAACAAAUGUGUCGACAUGUGUCCAGACUACUGUUGUGUAAAAGGAAUGAUAAGAAAAGAAACUGGACAAACAGCUGAGAUUGUUCAUUCCUCCCAGGUAAUAAUAGGCAUAAAAGUUGUCGUUAAAAGAAUUAGCCAAAAGAGAGGUCAAGGAAAGGUAUUUUGUAUAUCUUGAUGCUACUAAAGCUUGUUUACUCUUAUAGACACGAUUUUCUCCGCCCCCACCCCCUCUCCCCUUCAAAAAAAGUGGAAAAACCACAGCCCAUAUACUUCCGGUUGAUUUGUGUCGCUCAAAAACGUCUUUGUUCUAGCCCACUUAAAGCAAAAUAGUGUUAGUGACCUCUUCCAUCGCACACGGGACGGAACGUACUCAACCUACUGUUAGCCAUCACGACUCUAAAACUAUCCAAUGAGGGUGAAUUUUCCUUGUACUAAUUGCCAAGUUAGCUCUGAAACGUUGACAUCAGUCAACUAAAUCAAACACAGCAAGUAUAUGAGGCCUCAGCACGCCCCUAUAAUUUAACGUUUAUCUUAUCGUGUUUAAAUCACGAAGGCUAUUUUGGAGGAGACUUCUACCUUUUUAAGGACACUAAAUGAGUUAUAUUCGAGCAUUAAAGAAGGCAAAAGUUUUUGCCGAAACGUUUUUGCUCAUUUCAAAAUCCUUGAGUUUAUGAUAUUCUUGUGCGACUCGAGAUUCCUGCUGUCCAGACGUCUUUAAUUUUUUUUCCAGACUUACCAACUACCGCAAACUCAGAAUAUAUAUUCCUCCUGUCCAAUCAUCUGCGUCACAACCUGUGUCCCGGUUUGCCCAAUGCGUUGUUGUAAACAUCCUCUUCCCUAUGAAAACCCAUCUGUUUCACCAGUUUACUGUACCCAGACCUGUUCCAGCUUCUGCUCCAGCUCCUGCCCAGCAGAAUGUUGCAAAAAUGCGCCUCAAGCUUGGACUCGAACAUUUCCAUCGUUCAGCCUCACCAAACUUUGCCCAGCUGAUUGUGACUCUACGAACUGCUUUGCUAGAUGUCCACCUCAGUGUUGCCAGAAUAAAAUAGAUAAAUCAAAAAAGUAUCUUUCACUUGAAGAUUUAAGCCGAAGUCCAUCGGCAAUGAUUGCUGUUAGAUCGAAAUUAGUUUGUCCCGCUACGUGUUACGACGUUUGCUCCAAAGAAUGCGCCGAACACUGUUGCAGAAUUGGUAGUGAAAGAGACGUUCCCAAGAAUAAACGUCCCCAAGUUCCUGAUCAUGGUAAUACAAUGUUGGCGCAUUAAGGCAUAAUCAUCUUAAGAAAUAUAAUCAACUCUCUCUUAACGGACACCUCUGAAAGACCCACACCUCGCUGAAAUGGACGCUUAGAGUUGCUCUGCAUUUCUUUGAUUCCUUCUUUUAGUUGUCGUUCUAUAAGAAAAACAUCUCUCUGAGACCGACACAUAAUGCAAAUCUCAAAGAAUCCGUCUCACAGACUUUUGACUGUAUUUGCUUUAGGUUAGCUGAAUUUCGUGUAUUAAAACGCAAUGUUCUCAGUAUUCCAUUUUCAAGAACUUGCUUCGAAACUAGCGCAUAGCGUAACAGGUGAUAGUACAGUUCGCUUUAACCGUGCUUGCAUUCUCGUUUUUAAAUGGCCGAACCACAACCUUUAAAUACUGCAGCUGUGGUUAAUCCAACAAAAACGUUUGUAUCAGUGAAAGUCCACUUAAAGUGACCUUUUCAUGCUGAACGUUAGCUUACUUGUACAUAAGAACUGCUUUAGGUCUAUUCAAGUACGGUAGGGUGGAAGGUAGUGACCACAACUUUCAAGACGUCGGUCCAAUUACAAGACAGCUAAAUCAUAUUAUUUAUUUACUGCAAAUGCUCAGUUUGAAUUGUGUUUAAAAAUUCUUUAAUUUGCCUUUCAGAAUGUAAAAAUGGUGUUUCUACAACUGGAGGUAAUGCCAGGGGAGCUUGCUGUAAAUUCCCCUUCAUCUAUAAAGGCGUGGCUCACUGGACAUGUACAAAUGAAAAUGCUGCCAAGGAAUGGUGUUCUGUGACAAAAGUGUUUGACAUCGACAGAAAGUGGGGUUACUGUGGAUGGUAA